AGCUGUGGCAGGAGCUCGAGCUUGGAAGGCCGGGGGUGGGGGGAGCCCAGGCGUGCAGGGCGAGGAGCCCCAAGCCCCCGCGGCGAGACGUGUCCGGGGUCAGCGGAGGGCACAGCCCCGGCUGCGGCGCCGCCCCGCCCUGCCCCGGGCUCCCCGUGCCGAGCGCAGCCGCCGGAGCGAGCGCCGCAGCAGCAUGGCCGGGGCGCUGCCGGAUAAAGUAACUUCGCAGGCAGUUGUUACUUGAAAAUGAAAACAGAAAGAAAAUCUCUGAAGGGAAGAAGGGGUGUGUUGAAACCACUAGCUGCAGCUUGUUAUAUUAUAAAGUUGUGAAAGGAAAUGUUGUGAGAAAUGUGUAUCAGUGCCGGUGGGGUAUCAGAAAGAGAUGGCUUUGCUACUGAAUUUCCUGAGCAGCAGGUGAAGAUGUCAAGCCAUUUAUUCCUGAGAAAGCCAAGGAAAUUGUGAUGUCUCUGGAGGAACCUGCAGUCUUCUGUAACAUGGUUGGUGACUGGCCGGCCCUGAACUGGAAUGCAAAAUACCUUUCUGCGGUGUUGGAUGGAAAGUCAAUCCAGUUUAGGCUGGGUCUGAAGACGGUGGAUUUAGUUCCCCAGUUUGAGACCAGCUGUAGCUAUGUGAAGGCUACACUUGAAGAGUUUUUGGCAUGGAGUUGUGGGCAGCCCUGUCUCUCUGGACCAUUCAGUUGUUAUGAGUACUCUAAAUAUUGGGCUUACGCUGACUACAAAUACAUUGCCAGGAUAUUUGAAGACAAGCCGGAAGUUUUCCAGGAUAUAAGGUGGUCUGAUUUUGGUUUUCCUGGAAGAAGUGGAAAAGAGAGCACACUGUGGAUUGGUUCCGAAGGAGCAAACACACCCUGUCAUUUGGACUCCUACGGCUGCAACUUGGUGUUGCAAGUACAAGGAAGGCAAAAAUGGCACCUCUUCCCACCUGGUGACACCAGUUUCCUUUAUCCCACUAGGAUCCCUUAUGAGGAAUCUAGCAUAUUCAGCAAAGUCAACAUUGCCAACCCUGAUCUGAAAUGCUUUCCGAAGUUUAGGAAUGCAACAGCCCAUGUCGUUAUACUCAGUCCAGGACAGGUCCUGCUUGUUCCAAGGCACUGGUGGCACUAUGUGGAAUCCAUUGAUCCCAUAACUGUCAGCAUAAACUCUUGGAUUGAACUGGAUGCAGAUCAUGAAGCCCGUGUAGAAGAAGCAAUAACUCGAAUGCUGGUAUGCGCUAUAAAAUCAGCAGAAAAUCCCAGUGAUGGAGAUUGCUGGCUAAAUCCCACAGAGGUUGAGGCAACAUCCCAUGAAAUCAAUCUUCAGUACCUGAAUAAAGCAGUGUCUGCGUAUUUCAAGUGUCAAAAGGCAAAUGUGUCAGAGCAGGCCAGUUCCAGCAGCACUGGUGCAGAGCAAAGGACAAGUGCCUCGUGCAAGAGGAGGAAAAGGGAAGGCAGCAGUGAAAGAGAGGGCUGCAGUUUACUAACCCACGAACUUGGCUUUUCAACAAUUAAAGCAGGAAAUGUACAGGAAAUACCUUUUGGGCCUCAUCUUAUUCAAGUUCUACCAGUGUCUCAAGAAACAAGCUCAAUGGGCGCAGUUGCAGUUGGAAGUGACAGUAGAGAUCUUCUGCAUGAAAAUGAAGGAGGACACAUUGGAAAGUUACAUUGCUCCAGGAAGCAACUGGUAAUGAACAAUGACCGUGAAACACCUGCACAUCAAAUGGAUUCAGACAGCAGUCCAAAUGCCUCACAAACAGCCCUUUCUACCGACGAUUUGCUGGACUGCUUGGUUAAUCCGCAUGUCAUCAGUUUAGUGGCCAGACUGCUGCUGGAAAGAAGAACAGUUUAAUACUAGAGUGCUUUAUCAUUUCGGGAAUAAAGAAAUUAA
Cuculus canorus (common cuckoo) is the source of this 1883-nucleotide messenger RNA. It is a transcript of the gene HSPBAP1, whose product is annotated as HSPB1 associated protein 1. Gene Ontology annotation, molecular function: 2-oxoglutarate-dependent dioxygenase activity. The transcript has 10 exons. The record is from RefSeq and is a predicted model, not a curated record. The coding region runs from base 462 to 1844 and encodes 460 amino acids. NCBI's taxonomy places the organism in Eukaryota, Metazoa, Chordata, Aves, Cuculiformes, Cuculidae.